AUGAUCGUCAAUCAAAUGAAAACUCUUUCAGGAAGAUCUAAUGAACAUCUAAGAGCACACAACACUGUCUCGCAGCUCCAAAUCGGCGUGGAUGAGUCGUAUCGCCUCCAAAUCCCGGAUCCCGACGAUGCUACUGCCGCAUUGCUCACGGCAGAGACUGUGUAUGGAGCCCUACACGGAUUGGAGACGUUUAGCCAGAUCUGCGCGUUCAAUUUCACGACGAAGAUGACGGAAGUGCGAUACAUCCCAGUGGACAUCGUCGAUCGGCCGAGAUUUGAGUAUCGAGGUCUCUUGAUUGACACUUCGAGGCACUAUGAGCCCCUCAAGAUUGUCCGGAGCGUCAUUGAUUCCAUGGCCUACGCCAAGCUGAAUGUUUUGCACUGGCAUAUUGUCGACACCCAAUCGUUUCCUUUGGAGAUUCCUUCCUUUCCUAAGCUUUGGAAUGGAGCGUAUACCGGAGCCGAGCGCUACACUCUAGAAGAUGCCAAGGGUAUUGUCGAAUACGCGAGGCUAAGAGGAAUCAAUGUGAUGCCAGAGCUUGAUGUUCCCGGUCAUGCUGCAUCCUGGGGCGUAGGCUAUCCGGAACUGUGGCCCUCCGGGAACUGUACGCAACCUUUGGAUGUAAGCAGUGAGUUCACUUUUGAGGUCAUCGAAGGGAUCAUUUCGGAUUUUGCAAAGACCUUUCCUUUCAAAUUCAUGCACCUUGGUGGUGACGAAGUCGAUACAACCUGCUGGAAGAAGACGCGACAUAUAGCCAGAUGGCUUGCACAUAACAAUUUCACCGCCAAGCAAGGCUACGAAUACUUUGUUCUACGCGCGCAAAAGAUUGCCCUGAAGUACGGGCUUACUCCCGUGAAUUGGGAAGAGACUUUUAAUAACUUUGGUAGCAAACUCAAUAACGAGACGAUCAUUCACAACUGGAUAGGACCUGGUCUGGCGCCACUCGUUGUAGGAGCAGGUUUCAAGUGCAUCGUGAGUGAUCAAGACGUGUGGUAUCUGGAUCAUCUCGACGUACCAUGGCAAAGCUUUUACAAGAACGAGCCACUCACAAACAUAACGGGAGAGCAUGAGCAGAGUUUGAUAAUUGGAGGAGAAGUUUGCAUGUGGGGCGAAACUGUGGAUCCAAGCGACAUACAUCAAACAAUCUGGCCUCGAGCGGCAGCUGCAGCCGAACGCUUGUGGUCUCCGAGGAGCUUCACGGACCAGGGAACUUCGCAAGUCCAUUCGAGGCUCAAAACUUUCAGGUGUUUGCUACAACAGCGAGGGAUCCCUGCAGCUCCAGUAGAUGAGCUUGGGCGGGUGUCUCCGCCGUAUCCAGGUUCUUGUUACGACCAGUAAAGUAUCGCAGAAUUUUUAUGUAGCGUGUUAAUUUACUUGCUUCUCAACAAUCUCAGUGUGUA
Selaginella moellendorffii is the source of this 1400-nucleotide messenger RNA. RefSeq names its product beta-hexosaminidase 3. Bases 1 to 1338 code for a protein of 445 amino acids. Gene Ontology annotation, molecular function: beta-N-acetylhexosaminidase activity. The record is from RefSeq and is a predicted model, not a curated record. The transcript is spliced from 14 exons. Gene Ontology annotation, cellular component: membrane. Gene Ontology annotation, biological process: carbohydrate metabolic process; glycosaminoglycan metabolic process. Lineage: Eukaryota; Viridiplantae; Streptophyta; Lycopodiopsida; Selaginellales; Selaginellaceae.